Prunus avium (sweet cherry) is the source of this 3266-nucleotide messenger RNA. The record is from RefSeq and is a predicted model, not a curated record. Lineage: Eukaryota; Viridiplantae; Streptophyta; Magnoliopsida; Rosales; Rosaceae.
AAAGGCACACUUGUUCAUGUGAGAUUAGGAUUUCCUUAUUCUUAAUGGGUUUUGUUUUAAUUUUUCUUAUUAUUUAUAAAUAUGAAAAGCCACACUUGUUUUACAUUCUUACGAAACAAUUGGCUAGGCACACUCACUUUGUGGCAGCGAAUGCGUUAGAUUGUUUAAAGAUAUCAAACAGAGCCUAUUUUUUUUCCCUCUGCGUAUAAUAAAGCAGAGUAAUUUUGAAAACCAACAAAAACAACCAAACUCAAAAUGUAAAAAAGUGUUGCAGUUCAUAAUUUUGAGUUCUAGAUUUCACUUCUGACCCCCCAAAAAAAAAAAAAAAAACAGAUUUAUAGAUUUUGCUUAUUCGUUUUAUUGAAAUUUUAUAUAUGUAUUUUAUUUUCACAUCUCAUAUCAAUUAGUUUCAACUUUCACUCACUGCUCAGAGUCUGAGAUCCUCACACCCAUCUACCUUUCCUUGGCCAGCAAGAAAAGAAAUCCUGUUACGUCCAAACCCUUAUUCUUAAUUAUUUUAUCGUAGGGUUUCCUUGUUUUUUUAGUAGUUUCCUGUUUGAUUUAGGAUAGUCCAGUGAGUAUAUAAUCAUCCCAUCGUUUCUUUUCCUUCUUCUGCAAAUAAGUUUUCAUCACCCACCAACCUAAACAUUCAAUUACGAUAGCUCCAAAACCUCAAGUUUCAAUCUUCAAUGGAGACGCACAGCAAUCUAAAGACAUGGAUAUCGGAUAAUUUAAUGGCCUUGCUCGGAUAUUCUAACAUCGUAGUUGUUCAGUUCAUUAUUCGGCUAACUAAGGAAGCAACAUCACCGGCUGGUGUGGUGGACAAGCUUCUUGAUUUUGGGUUUUCCUCAUCGAGUGAAAUCGGCUCUUUUUCUAAAGAAAUCUUCGCAAGAGUGCACCAUGAAGCAUCAGAGAGGGAAAUUGCUAGUUUGGUGAGGAAGCUGCAGAGAACAUAUGAUCACUUGGAUGCAGAUACUGAUGAUUAUUAUGAGUCCAUGAAAUCGUAUUCAAAAAAGAGACGGUACAGGAAGAGGGUGUCGAGUGAAGAAGAUGAAGAUGAAGAAAUGGAAGAAGAAAGACGGGUUAAAAGACGAACUUGGUCAGAUGAAUGCCAAGAUAGUUCAGACUCGGAAGAAGAAAGAUUGCGUGAUCAAAGGGAGAGGGAGCAAUUGGAGAGAAAUAUAAGGGAAAGGGAAAGGGAUGCAGCAGCAGCCACAAGAAAGCUAACAAAGGAAAGGUUAAAACAAAGGGAGGCAGAGGAGGCUUUUUUCAGAACCAAUGCUGAUGUUGAAGCUUUGAGAAAAGUUUCGAGACAAGUAUAUUUAAAGAAAAGGGAGCAAAAGAAACUGGAGGAGAUCAUAGAUGAUUUAGAAGAUAUGAACUGCUUAUUUGAAGGUGUGAAGCUAACGGAAGCAGAAGACAAUGAAUUAAGUUACAAGAAGCAAAUAUUAGAGCUUGUUAAGAAACAGUCAGAUCUUGAUAAGGCUGAGUUCUCUGUGGCUUUGCAACGCUACAAGGAGCUCAGUUCUUGUGACAAAACGAACUCGUUUUCGGAACAGAAAUCUUGGGAGGAUCAGCAAAUUGGAAGGGCAACACUGAUUUUUGGUUCCAAAGACAAAAAGAGAUCAAUAUCUCAGGAUGAGUAUGAAUUUGUGUUUGGAGACCAGAUUGAGUUUAUCAAGGCUUCAGAGAGAGAGAGUACAGAUGAGUUUGAUGAUGUUCAGCCAGUCCAACCCGUGCAUCCAUUUGAGUCUAGGACGAAAUCAACCUUGGAGAAGCUGCAGGAGGAGAGAAAAACAUUACCAGUCUACUCAUAUCGUGAUGAGUUACUCCAAGCAGUUGAAAAACAUCAGGUUCUUGUUAUUGUUGGUGAAACUGGAUCCGGAAAAACUACACAGAUACCCCAAUAUCUACAUGAGGCUGGAUACACAAAGCGGGGCAAGAUUGGGUGCACGCAGCCACGGCGAGUUGCUGCUAUGAGUGUUGCUGCUAGGGUUUCUCAAGAAAUGGGCGUCAAGCUUGGACAUGAGAUUUGGCAAGCUAUAGUGUGCUGAUGGUGGAUGAGGCUCAUGAGAGAACUCUCUCAACAGAUAUUUUGUUUGGAUUAGUAAAGGAUAUUGCACUAUUUAGAUCUGACUUUAAACUGCUAAUCUCAAGUGCAACUCUUGAUGCUAAGAAAUUCAGUGAAUAUUUUGAUUUUGCCCCAAUUUUUCAUUUUCCAGGAAGGCGGUAUCCUGUCGAUGUAGUCUACACAAAAGAACCACAAGCUGAUUAUUUGGAUGCAGCCAUUGUUACUGCACUUCAAAUCCAUGUGACAGAAGCACCUGGAGAUAUACUGGUAUUCCUCACUGGUCAAGAAGAAAUUGAAAUGGCAGCAGAAGUAUUGAAACACAGGACAAGGGGCCUUGGAACAAAAAUUGGUGAGCUGGUUAUCUGUCCCAUAUAUGCAAACCUGCCUACUGAGCUGCAAGCAAAAGUUUUUGAGCCCACGCCUUUAGGGGCUAGGAAGGUUGUCCUAGCCACAAACAUUGCAGAGACCUCACUGACCAUAGAUGGGAUCAAAUAUGUCAUUGACCCUGGAUUUUGCAAGACAAAAUCUUAUAAUCCAAGGACUGGGAUGGAAUCAUUGCAGGUGACUCCCAUCUCCAAGGCAUCAGCAAGGCAAAGGGCAGGUCGAUCUGGCCGAACAGGCCCUGGUAAAUGCUUCAGGUUAUACACUGCUUUCAACCAUCAACAUGAUUUAAAUGAUAACACAAUACCUGAAAUACAACGGACGAACCUUGCAAAUGUCGUUCUAAUGCUGAAGAGCCUCGGUAUUCAUGACUUGUUACAUUUUGAUUUCAUGGAUUCUCCACCUACUGAAGCUUUAAUAAAUGCCCUGGAGUUGUUGUUUGCACUAGCUGCAUUGAACAAAUAUGGAGAGCUGACUAAAGUUGGUAGACGGAUGGCAGAGUUUCCUCUUGAUCCAAUGCUAUCUAAGAUGAUUGUUGCUUCCGACAAAUAUAAGUGCUCGGAUGAGGUUAUUUCCAUCGCUGCUAUGCUUUCUGUUGGUAAUUCAAUUUUUCACCGUCCAAAGGAAAAACAAGUCCACGCUGACAACGCGCAACUGAAUUUUCAAACUGGGAACGUGGGAGAUCACAUUGCCUUGCUUAAUAUUUACAACACAUGGAAAGAGGUAAAUUACUCAACACAAUGGUGCUACGAAAACUUUGUACAGGUAAGGAGCAUGAAAAGAGCAAGAGACAUCCGGGAUCAACUUGAGCGGC